AUGGAAGGACGCGCGAGCGAGUUGGCCGAGGUCUCGGCAAACCUCGACCUCGAGGCGCGCAUUCGUGAUGGUGCGCAAAACAUGCUCAAGAUGCUUGACGCGCGGGGGGACGAGAACGAGGCGCUACGCAGCCAGAUUCAGCGAGAGCUGAGCGUCGCCGAGGCGCAGCUCCAGGCACUCCAGGCACGGAAGGAUGAGCUGCAGCAGCGCGCGACCAAGACGUCCGACACGGGCAAUUUCCUGCGGCCGCGUGCCAUCCGCGCCGUCCAGGGGCUCGAAGACUUGAACACGGGCGAGCUGCACUUUGCGCCGAGCACGCCCGAGCUCGACGAGGAACAAGCGCGCGUUCGGAAACUGCUUCCGGCCCUCGCACACGUUCUCACGCAGCUCACCACCGAUGCGGGGCUGCGGGCAGCACCCGGCGCGCCGCCCGUACCACCGGCGCGCCGCGUGACGCGCGCGCAGAUCGACGUGCUGUCGUUCAUGUCGAGCAUGUUGCGUGCGCACUCGCUCCUGUGCGUGGACUUAGAUAUGGACGUGCCGCCUCUGCUGCCGCUCCUCUUGGAACUGAUUGGACAAGGUGCGAAUGACCGGGUACGAGCGUAUGGACUGCGCCUGCUACGCUACAUGCUGCACGACGGGCUGGUGCAGCGCCUCGCCGAGCACCACCGCAGUGCGCUCGGCCUUUUUGUAACGCGCGCAUUGGCGCGGGAAGAGGCACAGAGCUUCGAGCGCGAGCAGGCACUGAAACUCGUACGUGCGCUGGCUCUGUGGGACGCACAAAGCACCAAGCGUACGCACCUCCUAUCGGAAGGGAUCGUACGCGCGCUGGUCGCCAUUGCGCACGAGCCUGAGGACGUGCUGCACUCGGCUGUGAUCGAGACACUAGCAGAAUGGGCGAUGCUCGACGCGCCGCUCCUCGCACGCACACUGGCCUAUGCGCCGCUGUGGCGCGCGGUGUGUGAAAUGCCGCCGCAGCGCUCCAAGGCCCUGGUGCGGUGCUUGAUGGGGCUGCUGGAGCGCCCCGAGACGCGGCAGUUUGUGUGUGCGGGCACGGACCUCGCCGGGGUGCUUGCGGGCUUUACCAACGUCCCGACCACCGCCCAGGAGCACUAUGAACAGCGGCUACAAACCACCGAGCAGGUCACGCUGUGCCUGCUCACUUCCUGGGAGGGUCUGCUGUACUUGUGCAUGAACGACUGUGCGGCACUGCGCACCAUCGUGUCUGCAUUGCACCUAAACCAGCCGCGGAUCCAGUCGCGGAUCCUCGCGACGCUCAUUGCGCUCUUCCUCUCGACCUCGCCCAAGAAGCGGCCAGAGGACGGGCACGACGCACGGGCGCGGCCGCCGCCGAUUCCGGGGCCGGCGCUGCGUGAGCAGUACCUGGGCCUGGUCCUGGUCCUGCUGCUCGAUGCGGGCCUGAUGGACGCGUUGGUCAGCAUUGUGCGUGCCUCGGACGAGCUGCGGCCGGUUGCGAGCCACCUCAUGCGCCUCGUCCUAAACCUCGCACGCCGUGUCUUGCCGGAUACGAGUGCGCAUCUGCACGCCUUCCCCGACCUGGUGCGCCUUGCAUGUGACAGCAAAUCCGAGCCGCUCGAGAGCCAGCUUGCGGCCAAGACGGCGCUCCUGUCGAUCGACCGCGUCGAGUCGCACCUGCCGUUUGGCUCCGUGGACGUGAUGCAGCACCAGCAGCAAUACUUGAGCGACGUGCGCACGCACCUUGAUGCAACGAUCGACGAUCAGCAGUUCCGUGCGCUGAUCCGCGACUCGCUCGUGAUGGCGACCAAAGAGCACAUUGCGUGGAACGUAGGCGCGCUCCACGAGCUCUUGGACGGACCACUGCUCAACGCCCGACGGUUCGAAGAGGCGCUCACCAGCACCAAGCUGAUCCGCCGCCUCCUCUCGUUCUACCGCCCAUUCUCGUUCCGGUACUCGGGCCUGCAGGCCAGUGCAAAGAACGAGCAGUGGACGGCGCUUGGGCGCAAGUACUUCCGCGUGCUCCUACUGCAUCCGGAUGGCGUGCGUUUCCUGAGUGAAGAUCGCUUCUUGAGCGAGGUGCGCGAGGCGUUUGAUCAGCUCGUGGUACACACGCCGGACCCCCUCUUUUCGGGGCGCCACAUGCACCGGACCUUGGUCAGCGGAUACUUUGAUUUUUUGCAGAUCUUUUCCGAGAGCGUGUCAGGUCUCGAGCUGCUGCGCCACGCCCGCAUUUUUACGCCGCUGCUGGCGCUGUGCAGCAUGGACGACCAUGCGUCCUUGGUCGUCGAGAUGCUCCUACAGACGUUCGACUAUGCGCACGACGCCCCGACGCGUCUUGUCCUCCGCCGCGCACUCACUGCGGGGACGGCGCAGGUGCGCCUCUCAGCCACGGUGCGUGCGUCGCACUUUUUGUGGCUGGACGGCGAGCCGCAGGAAUGGGCCGUGGACAUGCUCUUGUCACAGCUGUACGAUGUCGCACCCCAAGUCCGUCGGCUCGCCGUGCAGCUCGUACAGCAGGCGAGUGCACAUCCGGCCAUGCUGCGCUGCGUCAUGGCGCAGCGCCCGCUCAUCGACUUGCUGAGCGACGAGGACGAAAGUAUGCUCCUCCGUUUCCUGUCGCAGCCCAGCGGAUUCGACCACCUCUUUGGGGAAUCUUACGUCGCUGAGCAGGCGCAUAUUUGGUAUACCCGCCAGAACACGGCGUAUGUCGCAGACGCCGAGCAUGCUUUGGCUCAUUCCCUCGAGGCGGAUGCGCCUCCGCUGCCCAUCCACCUCUACUCCCAGCUUGUUGCGACCGAGGCAGGGUGCGCCUACCUCGCCGAACUAGGCCAUGUGCCUGCACUCGCCGCACAGAUCAACGACGGCUGCAGUGCAGAAGACAUGCUGGAUUGCAAAGCCGCCCUCUGGGCUCUGGGUCAUAUAGGCACGUCGGACGCCGGCGUCGCGCUCCUCGAAGAGCACGAUGUGAUCGAUGCGAUCCUGGCACUUGCCUCGAGCGCCUCGGUCGUGUCGAUACCCCCUGUGGAAAGUGCCCCCGAGCCGCCUGCGCCGAAGCUCGUACCUUCGACCGACGUGCACGAAGCACAGAUCUACACCAUGAUGGCCAGUCUCGGGAAUGCCGUCGUGACAGGCACGGCGUGGCGUGCUUUGGCCAGGGUGUACGAAGAACACCCCGAGCGAUUCCGAAGCGUCUCGCUCUUUAGCCGUGCUGUGCAUCUCAUGGACCACUUUGCGCUGCGCCUCGCCGUGCGGCGGCAUAUCUGGAAUGUCCUCGAGCAGAUUCCCCUCUCCCUCGCACUCGUGGGCGAGAUGGAGCAUACCCACGCAGAACUUGUGGUUCCCAUCACACCUGAGCCUAGUUCAGCGCCGCCCAAGCCGCGCGCGCCACGCCGCGGUGCCUACCUUUAUCCUGUUCCUGUCCGGCCCGGCGCGCAAGAGUCUGCAGCGGAUGAGACACUGGGUCAGCAGCCCGCCUCGGUCCAGCACGGCGCAUCGCGCAUGCCAGGCAGCACGACACGCGCCGCCUGGCCGUUGCGUGUCACCGGGUUUGCUCCGCACGCGUAA
This is a messenger RNA of Malassezia japonica, 3543 nucleotides long. RefSeq lists its product as uncharacterized. Gene Ontology annotation, cellular component: TORC2 complex. Bases 1 to 3543 code for a protein of 1180 amino acids. NCBI's taxonomy places the organism in Eukaryota, Fungi, Basidiomycota, Malasseziomycetes, Malasseziales, Malasseziaceae. The record is from RefSeq and is a predicted model, not a curated record. The transcript is spliced from 6 exons. Gene Ontology annotation, biological process: TORC2 signaling.